Danaus plexippus (monarch butterfly) is the source of this 490-nucleotide messenger RNA. Its product is annotated as histone H2B. The coding region runs from base 101 to 490 and encodes 129 amino acids. Lineage: Eukaryota; Metazoa; Arthropoda; Insecta; Lepidoptera; Nymphalidae. The transcript has a single exon. Gene Ontology annotation, molecular function: DNA binding; structural constituent of chromatin; protein heterodimerization activity. The record is from RefSeq and is a predicted model, not a curated record. Gene Ontology annotation, cellular component: nucleosome.
UCGUACCGCGCGCACUGCUGGAAUCACUUCGCAUCGAUAAUUAUAUCGUAAGAUUAUUCGGUUGUUGUUGUUGUUGUUGUCGUCGUUAUUAUAAUUGAAGAUGCCGCCUAAAACGAGCGGUAAGGCAGCCAAGAAAUCCGGCAAAGCCCAAAAGAACAUCUCCAAAUCGGACAAGAAGAAGAAGAAGCACAAGAGGAAGGAGAGCUACGCUAUUUACAUCUACAAAGUUCUGAAGCAGGUGCAUCCCGACACCGGUAUCUCAAGUAAGGCCAUGUCUAUCAUGAACUCCUUCGUGAACGAUAUAUUCGAACGCAUCGCCGCCGAAGCAUCACGUCUCGCGCACUACAACAAGAGAUCCACCAUUACAUCGAGGGAGGUUCAGACGUCCGUGAGACUGUUGCUGCCCGGCGAGUUGGCCAAGCACGCCGUCAGUGAAGGGACCAAAGCCGUCACUAAGUACACCAGUCCAAGUGAAAUGUUUCGUUAUUAA